AUGGAAGUUCCAGGGGAAGAAUUACCGCCCCCGCCAUCCUACAACCAAAUGUUCCCGAUCAAGGUUGCCUCGGUUGAUUCCAACAAGGAUAGUCAAGGCAAAGAUUUAAUAGACAUGAUCGAUGACGAAGAUUUACUGGAGGCUCCCAUCGAGAAAGACAUAGAUACUGAUUCCAAAUCGGAAACAUCCAAGUAUGCUCAGGACGUGCCUGCAUUACCGAGCCGUCAAAGCCUACCGUACAAUUUGGGGUCCGUUUUCAAGACCUCGAAUAGAAUCAUUGACGAUAUCAAAAACGACAUGUUCAUGAUACUGGGCGACGACCAACAGGGGAUAUUGGGUGUUAAUUCUGUUGACUACGCUGAAAGACUAUCUCAUUUGAAGCACAUUCAUGGGGAGAAGUAUAAGCUGUUGAUGCUAAAUGAUUUCGACAAAUCACUCUAUAGACAAAUAUCUUCGGAUGCUCUUGGAGUUAUCACUUCUGUGAUGGCUAUAGUCAUGGAGAAAGAAACACCGGCGUCCGUUUCUAAGAUUUCCACAUACCAUGUCAACUUCAUGGUGAAAUCAAAGAGGACCCAUAGGCCAUGUCGCAAACACAGAUUUUACAAACUGGAGGAUUGGGAAUUGAAUCCUGAGGAUAAAAGGGAUCUAUUGCUGGACUUCACCGAGCAACUGGCUGAAGGCGAUGACUCUUCUCUCCCCACACUUAUCGAUUCGGCCACCUAUUUCUGUCCUACGUGCGAUAGGAUGCUGCGAGUUGAGAUCUUUCCCCCAGAAUUCGAUGCAGCAGACCUUGUAGCUUUUGAGAAGGAGUCAGUUCAGGAGAGAUAUGAAGAGUACAAGGCCAAGAACCCGGAAAGUGCACUCGUGGUACCUAAUCAAGUGGAUUGUCUUCACCAGCUUUACGAGCUGUUACUUCAACUUUUUGCAUUCAAAACGCCCCAAGAGAACGUCUUGCUUCUUGAGCUAUGUCUUGGUAGAAAUAUUCUGAAAAAGCUAAAUUUCAGAGAGAGUUCAAAUGGAACUCUGGAUCAUCCUUUGAUCCCAGAGACUGAAACCCAAAAGGAGUUUGUUCUUGACGCAUACCUCCGUAAGACUGUGGAGGUUCUCAAUAUUGGAAGGUUUUUUUCCAAUUCAAAACCAGAAUUUCAAGUAAAGUCAGGAUUGGUGCCCACAGCCUUACUAGAAUCUUUGGAUGAGUUCGAUACCUAUCUCAUGUCUAGCAUUGUUGCAGACGUGGAGGACAAGUCUCUCAUGUCUCAAGACUACAUCACUCUUUGCUCUCAGAGUUAUUUUAAAGAUCAGUUUAUCAUUGACACAUUCAAGGAGUUAUGUUUUGCCAAUCCAAGCUCAAAGGCAAAAUAUUUUGAUGCGUUCACCAACAUCGCCCAUGACAGAUCCUCUCCCACGCUAUGGACCGAACUUGCUACUCAGAAGUCUCUUGGUGUGGUGGGAUUUGCAGAACUCAGAAGCUGCUACGACCUCUUCAAUAUUGAUGUUGACAACUCGAAAGUCUUCAGCACUGUGGAUGAUAACUAUUUGAUCAAGGCUUAUCGCUACGCUCUUGCGUAUAGCGAUGGUACUAAUCCUUCAAUGUAUUGGGAUGCCAUGCUGAAAAUAGCGCUCGACAGAGGCAGCCGCUAUCUUGAAAUAUUCUUGAAAACAGAGCCUGUUGCAGAUGUUGAACGUGCAUAUUCAACAUUGGAGAUCACAGAUUCGGUUGAAGAUGACAUUGUAGUCACUGCCUACGAGAUAAAGAAAGAUGAUUUCCCAGCAAACGUUGAGCUUUUUGACCGUUGCUUCCUGGCAAUUGCUAUGAAAAGGAGAAGCAUGCGGUUGUUUGACUAUGUCGACUCUUACAUGGGCCACUUGAACCGUUUGUUGCCUGACCCAUCUCAGAACUUGGACGCUGCUUACCGUUUCAUUGGAUGCCCACCAAAUGUGGAUGACUUCACAUUCCUCUCCUGUUUCCAGGAGAAGUGGGGCUCUGAUCUGGAUUCUAGGAUGUUGUACAGAUGUUUGAAAGCAAUUGCCGGAGUGAGGAAAAGUAAACUGGUGGAGAGCUUCUCGAGUUCUGGAAUCAUCGAUGCCAGAUAUCUACCACUUGCAAAUACUCCCUGUGGUCUCAACAAUAUCGGUAACACAUGUUACCUUAACUCUUUGCUGCAGUACUAUUUCUCUGUUGAGCCUCUGCGCACAGCCAUUUUGAAGUUCGAUUUCUCCCUGACCCAAGAGGAGUUUUCAGCCGAUGAGGCAUUGUCUCAAAGGAGAAUCGGUGGUAGAAAUGUCAGCUUCAAGGAGACUGAGAGAUCAAUUCAAUUUGUGUAUCAGCUUCAAGAUCUCUUUUCAAACUUGAUAACUUCUCGAAAGAGGUGCGUCACUCCCACAAGAGAACUUGCAUAUCUGGCGUUCUCACCAAGUACUGAGGAGGUUGAGUUCGAGGAAGAAGUCCCUGAGCAGGAAGAAAUCGUUCAGCCAUAUGAGGCAGUUGUUGCGACCGCUGACGCUGAUGCUCCGUUGAUUGACAUAAAUGACUCGGACGAUGAUCAGGAACCAGAAUUUCAGCAUAAUUCGCCAGUUCCAGGGGAGUUAUCGAGCCCCAUGGAUACUGAUGAUGAGACCAAAACCACACCCAAUGCACCUACGCAACAAGUUGUACGUCGCGAAACGAAAAGAAGCGCUGCGAAAAUUGAUCCCGAGCAAUUGGAAAACGCUUUGGAAAUGGGUAGACAGCAAGAUGUUACUGAGUGCAUUGAAAAUGUCCUGUUCCAAGUUGAAAGUGCACUCAAACCAUUAUCUUUGGACGAAGAUGAUGAGCAGGUUGACCUUAUAAAACAACUGUUUUACGGGAAAACGAAGCAGUCGUUACAACCAGUGGAUAAAGACACCAAAGAACAUUUGCCAGAUGGCCAAGUGAGAUCCAAGAUCGAAAGGUUUUUGAGCUUGCUUGUGAACAUCGGAGACCAUCCGAAGGACAUAUAUGAUGCUCUUGACACAUAUUUUACGGAGGACCUGAUGAACUUGGAUGAUGGAGAAGUGAAACGUUCUCUGACCAUCACAGAGCUUCCCAAGAUUCUUCAAAUCCAGAUACAGCGUGUUCAGUUCGACAGAGAGCGUGGAAUGCCCUUCAAGUCUAUUGAACCACUUCCGUUUGAUGAGAAACUUUAUAUGGAUCGUUACCUGGAGACCGAAGAUGCGGAAAUCAUCCAAAAGAGAAAACAGGUAUUUGACUGGAAGAGAGAGAUACAGAGUCUCUCGCAGAAAAAGAAUUCUUUGAAUUCAAGAAAUGCGUCUGGUUUGACUGCAUUGGAAGCUCUCGAAGUCUCUAAGGCCUACCUGGAUUCGGAUGUCUUCCAGAAACACGGUAUUCUCGUGGACGAGAACACAAUUAGUGUCCUGGAUAGCCAGAUCAAGCUGCUGACUGAGGAGUUGUCCACCAUAGAUCAGACCUUGACUUCGUUGAGAGAAAAAUGCAUGACGCAAUUCAAGGAUCUGAAGAAUGUCGGGUACUCCAUCUUUGCCAUCUUCAUUCACAGAGGAGAGGCCAGUUAUGGCCACUAUUGGAUCUACAUCCGUGACCCUGUUCGAGACGUUUACAGAAAGUACAACGAUGAAAUCGUCAGUGAGGUCAGCUUUAACGAAGUGAUGAAUUUUGCAGAGGGCAACACAGCCACACCUUAUUUCCUCGUUUUUGUGAGGGAUAACCUGGAAAACUACGUUGAUCCUCUAAAGAGAGAUCUCGAGGAAGAAGAAGCCGGAAGCGUAUAG
Kuraishia capsulata CBS 1993 is the source of this 3765-nucleotide messenger RNA. RefSeq lists its product as uncharacterized. The transcript has a single exon. Gene Ontology annotation, biological process: protein deubiquitination; proteasome-mediated ubiquitin-dependent protein catabolic process; regulation of proteasomal protein catabolic process. Gene Ontology annotation, molecular function: proteasome binding; cysteine-type deubiquitinase activity. The record is from RefSeq and is a predicted model, not a curated record. Bases 1 to 3765 code for a protein of 1254 amino acids. NCBI's taxonomy places the organism in Eukaryota, Fungi, Ascomycota, Pichiomycetes, Pichiales, Pichiaceae.